AUGCGUAGAACUGUGAUCUUUCCGGGCAUUUUGAUUAUUUUAUUAGAGCAAUCACUGACACAACGGUGCGACAAGCAGAAAAUCAUAUUGUUGGGCGACGGCAACAUGGGAGCGACCUCUCACUUCAGCUGGCUCGGCUUAUUCAAAGUGGCGAUAGACAAUGGGGACGUGGUGAAACACGCAGUAACUGCCAUCGUGCUCAUUAAGCCAAAAUAUGCGCUCGCCAAUGCCGACGACAUUGCCAAGAUACCAGAGAAUAUCUUCAGAGAAGACAGUACGGCGAUGUUCUUAUCGACAGACGGCGUGCCAGUACACUACAGGCCGCUGUCCUACGUCACCCAUCCAGAGUACGACACCGUUGUGUACAGCUCCAUUGCCGUCAUCAAACUCGCUGUGCCAAAUAACAGUAAGCUGUCACCACUUUAA
Spodoptera littoralis (African cotton leafworm) is the source of this 426-nucleotide messenger RNA. Lineage: Eukaryota; Metazoa; Arthropoda; Insecta; Lepidoptera; Noctuidae. The record is from the annotation of a GenBank genome assembly.